Paramecium pentaurelia is the source of this 182-nucleotide messenger RNA. The record is from the annotation of a GenBank genome assembly. Lineage: Eukaryota; Ciliophora; Oligohymenophorea; Peniculida; Parameciidae.
AUGAAAAAAUCGGUUGAUGUUUAAUAAAUGAUGUAUUUUUGUUGUUCAAAUUUAUAGGCUGAAACAUUUUUCCUAAUUAAUUUAUGUUAGAUUAUUUAUAAAAAUGAUAUUAUCCGCCUUCAAAAGAAAAAAUGUUACGCACACAAGGUGGAAAUCACUCUUAACAAGUCAGCAUGAAUGAA